This is a messenger RNA of Caenorhabditis briggsae, 561 nucleotides long. Gene Ontology annotation, molecular function: protein dimerization activity. The annotation marks the transcript as partial. The transcript has 2 exons. Lineage: Eukaryota; Metazoa; Nematoda; Chromadorea; Rhabditida; Rhabditidae. The record is from RefSeq and is a predicted model, not a curated record.
AAGGCCUCGGCGCGCUCCAUUGAGAAAAAGCCUCGCGAGGCCGGCCUCGCAAAUGUGACUACGGUCAGCAGGUCGCAUAUUUUACGACAACAAAUCACGCAUUUUUCGAGAGUUUUCUCGAUUUUUCCAUCGAUCUGUGGCGACAUGAACAUUUCGAACGCCAGUGAUGGUCGGCUUAAGCCGAUUUAUUCAUUUUUUGUAACCGUUAUUCAAUUUCAGACACAAUUCAGAUGCCUCAAUCUCACUUUCCUUCAACGUACUCUGGGCGGAUCAAGCGCCCCAAAAAGCAGUUCGCUUCAUCAAGAACAGCAGCAAUACGAGAGAGACACCAGAAGUAUGCCUGCAUCGAAAUUUUGGCCUCUGGCAAAAAGCUCCUAUCCAAUUUUGCACGAAAUCGCCCGAAAAGUUCAUGCGAUUCAAGCUUCGGAAGCAGAUGUAGAAAGAUCUUUUUCAAUCAUAAAAAACUCGUACACACCAAAUCGUCAGAGCCUGGACUUAAAAAUGCUGGAAAAGUUGAUGAUUCUCAAAGAAAAAGAUCGAUUCGACACAGGCGAGACUUGA